Messenger RNA from Micropterus dolomieu (smallmouth bass), 2501 nucleotides. Its product is annotated as AP-1 complex subunit sigma-2-like. The record is from RefSeq and is a predicted model, not a curated record. NCBI's taxonomy places the organism in Eukaryota, Metazoa, Chordata, Actinopteri, Centrarchiformes, Centrarchidae. The coding region runs from base 155 to 628 and encodes 157 amino acids. Gene Ontology annotation, molecular function: clathrin-cargo adaptor activity. Gene Ontology annotation, cellular component: AP-1 adaptor complex; intracellular membrane-bounded organelle; membrane coat. Gene Ontology annotation, biological process: intracellular protein transport; vesicle-mediated transport. The transcript has 5 exons.
GGUCGUCUCACCAGCAGCCACCAUCCGGUAACGUUAGGUAGUUUAGCGUCAAGCUGGCUAAGAAGCUAACCCACAGAAAUAUCUUGUGUUUUUCGCUUGAAACAUACUGCAGGUAGCAGUCGUCCGAGUGACUAAGUCGAAGGCCUGGUUGAAGAUGCAGUUCAUGCUGCUGUUCAGCCGGCAGGGAAAGCUGCGGUUACAGAAAUGGUAUGUGCCUCUGUCCGACAAGGAGAGGAAGAAGAUCUCCAGAGACCUGGUGCAGACCAUACUGGCCAGGAAGCCCAAGAUGUGCAGUUUCUUGGAAUGGAGGGACCUCAAGAUUGUGUACAAGAGAUAUGCGAGCCUGUAUUUCUGCUGUGCAGUAGAAGAUCAGGAUAAUGAGCUGAUCACCCUGGAGAUCAUCCAUAGAUAUGUGGAGCUGCUGGACAAAUACUUUGGCAGCGUGUGCGAGUUGGAUAUUAUCUUCAACUUCGAGAAGGCCUACUUUAUCCUGGACGAGUUCCUGCUGGGCGGAGAGGCCCAGGAAACAUCCAAGAAGAACGUGUUAAAGGCCAUCGAGCAGGCUGACCUGCUACAGGAGGAGGCUGAGGCGCCACGGAGCGUUUUAGAAGAAAUUGGGCUGACAUAAAUCCUCAUGCUGCUGCCUCGCAGUUCUUUCUCCCAGAUGCAGAUCUGGCAACCUCCAUGUCUCUAUCCCGCCUUCUCCUGUUCAAUGUGUCAGUGUUGUAUGUGUAUAAUCACCAUCUAUGUACUGUAUUAUUCUGUACUGUACUAUCCUGUAAUGUCCUUUGAAUGUGGUGCCAACUGUGGUUUUAAUGUGUCCCCUAUGUACAAGCUCCCUCACUGUAUUUUGCAGUACUAUUGGCAUACUUCACUCCCUUAACUUCUUAAAACUCCACAGAGUACAAUGUAGCGACAAUAUAAAAACUCCAGCAUCACAUCAAUGUCAUCCAUCAUCACCGAAUGCAGAGUUGUGUGCGCUGACUUUUUGGCUUAAAGGACUUUUUAAGGUGCUGUUGUAGCUGCAGUUGGUGCAUCCCGUACAAGUCACAGAGCUAAGUGUCUGAUUUCAUGAAAAAUGAAUACUCUGUGAUCUUUGAAAAAUCCAGGUCGUUCAAUAAAACUUAAAGCUGUUAAGGUAUUUCCUGAAUCCUCAGACUCUCCUACCCUCAUCUGGAUGAUAAAAAGGUUUGUAACUUGUUUCUUAGGUUGACUUUGUCCUAAUCCAGGUAGGCAGAAAUGGCAUAUGUCCUUGCUCUUCUAGCAAAACAGAAAAAUAUUAAAACAUAAUUUGUUUGUAUAUAUAAAAUACAGGAAAUAAUCAUCUAUAUAGUAGUUGAACUGAUAAAAGUUUCAAAUUUGGUUCCCAUACAAAAUGAGCAAGGAGAAGUCAUUUUGUGCUGUGAACUCUCGAUUAGAUAACAGGCACAACUUGGGAAACGGUUUAAAAGUCUUUAUUUUCCGUGGAGCGGAAAUAACUUAUUUUCAUCCAGAUGGUUAGGAGUCUCUUUGAGUGUUACUAAGUGUUUUGUUUAAGAUCAUCAAGUAUUAUUUUUUUCAGAAGACCUGAUGAUUAGUUCUGUGACUCAAAUGUAAUGGUAAUCAUGAGGCACCAACUGGGACUCGUGCUGUUAUGGGAAUCACUGACACCAAUUAAGUGAGAUUUAACAAUUACUUGCAAUUGAUAUCAGUUAUAUCAGUGCUAAAUAGGUUUGUUUGGUGAUUCUCCUCCAGAAUCUUUUUUCAUAUUUCCUUUUCAAGGCUUAUCGUUUACCUUUGGUAAACACAAGCUGUUUUGUGUAAUUAAUGUUCAUGUUUGUUGAAAUUGUCUUCUGUUCUUUAUUUUUCAGACAAUUGACUAAUUUUCCUGACAAAAAAUAUAUAACACUGAAGCUUGUAAUGGCCUCUGAAGAUAGGUCUUAGGUCAGGAUAGGAUAGUGACCUAAAUAAAAGACACACUAUUUUAUGUAUUACAAAACUUUGGCUUACUCUUAAAAACUAACCUAUGACCAAAGAACACUGUGUUUUACCUUCUCAGUGGUGUCUAUGGAAGGCUAACGUGGCAGGAAAGGGAUUUAGAACUGCAGGAUAUUUGACAAAAAGAUUUAUGUGUGGGUUAUUUUACACAACAUACCAGUAUUAUGUAAUUAUUCCAAUGCAUUUUAAGAUUGGUCUAUCCUGAGUUUCUUAAUGGAGUAGGAACAUAAGGAGAUGAAGUGCACAUAUCAGGGUACAUCAUUAAUAUUCAUCACUGUCAGCUUGUUCACUUGUCAGUAGGAUGCAGGAAAACAAGCCAUCAAGUAAUGAAUAGAUACUCAUCCAAACUCUAUGGCAGUCACAUUUUUUAGCUGCAUUCUCAAAACCACAAAGUGUUUCUCUUGAAUUCACAAGUAGUUGUUAAAUGAGUUCAUCAUUUUUUGUAUUAAACACUGCCAACACAUUUGCCAACAUUCUUUUCUUAUAUUUUGAAGUUAUUAAAAAUAAAUGUAUUCAGAAAGAAA